Molecule: messenger RNA, 502 nt
Organism: Melopsittacus undulatus (budgerigar)
Lineage: Eukaryota; Metazoa; Chordata; Aves; Psittaciformes; Psittaculidae
Gene: RPS26
Product: ribosomal protein S26
Exons: 4
Coding region: 98-445 (115 amino acids)
Biological process (GO): translation
Cellular component (GO): cytosolic small ribosomal subunit; ribosome
Molecular function (GO): mRNA binding; structural constituent of ribosome
Source: RefSeq, a predicted model, not a curated record
ACCGGGGCGGGGCCGAGGCGCUGCCGGGCGGAGGGAGACGUGUAUAUAAGGGCGGCAGUGCUGCGGCCGGGCCCUCUUUUGAGGCCUCGGGAGCGCCAUGACCAAGAAGCGCCGCAACAACGGGCGGGCCAAGAAGGGCCGCGGGCACGUGCAGCCCAUCCGGUGCACGAACUGCGCCCGCUGCGUGCCCAAGGACAAGGCCAUCAAGAAGUUCGUCAUCCGGAACAUCGUGGAGGCCGCGGCCGUCAGGGACAUCUCGGAGGCCAGCGUGUUUGACUCCUAUGUGCUGCCCAAGCUCUAUGUGAAGCUCCAUUACUGCGUGAGCUGUGCCAUCCACAGCAAAGUGGUGCGGAACCGCUCCCGGGAGGCGCGCAAGGACCGGACCCCCCCGCCCCGCUUCCGCCCCGCGGGUGCUGCCCCCCGGCCCCCCCCGAAGCCCAUGUGAGGAGACGCCGCUGGAGCCCGACCCUGAUUGUGGGAUCAAUAAAGGAGCUUGCUCCGA